UGCUUGUACAGAACCAGUCAAGGAAAGAGCAGUAGAAUGUCCCACUGAGCAAAUCGGAUGCUUAGUUACCCUGCAAGAGGCUAGCCUAUCAACUCUUAGCUUGAGUUUGAAGAUUCAAGGGAGCACCAGGUUUGAACGUUUCAAAGUAAUCAACAAAAAGAACUCUCCCUUUGAAAGACUUGAUGCAAGUAUUGUCUUUUACCUGCAAUCUUCUCAACAUAUCUACGGCUAUAGUUCAUUACCUGCAAGACACGGCUUGACAAGUCUACAACCAUAUUGACUCGUAUGUUCUUCAGUCCCUAUAAAUACUGGCCAUGGCUUCUACUUUUCUUACUCAGACCAAACUUACUCAUCUCGAAUGGCAUUCCAUUUGCAACCACUGCUACUGAUUCUCCUCUUAUUCGUUUCACGUUUCGAGUACUCUCACUCUGGUGGGAUUGCUACAUACUGGGGCCAAACGGAUGACACCAGGGAAGGAACCUUAGCCGAUGCUUGCAACUCCGGAAACUACCAGUUCAUCAGCAUUGGCUUCCUGUCCACUUUCGGCAACAGCCAACCCCCGAUGCUAAAUUUAGCAGCCCAUUGCGACACAAGGCCUGAGUUGAACACCUGUUUACGUUACAGCGCUGACAUUGCUGCUUGUCAACAAAAAGGCGUCAAAGUUCUCCUCUCCAUUGGGGGCGCAAAGGGUUCAUACACCCUCUCCUCACCCGAUGAUGCAAAAAAUGUCUCGGAUUACCUGUGGAACAACUUCUUAGGCGGCCAGUCCCCCUCAAGGCCGCUAGGAGACGCUGUUUUAGAUGGCAUCGACUUUGACAUUGAGAUGGGAACAGGGCAGUUCUGGGAAGAUCUUGCUCGUGCUCUAACCGGUUAUAACAAAAAAGUUUACUUGUCUGCAGCCCCGCAAUGUAUAUCCCCUGAUAGCCAUCUAAGCCCCGCACUACAAACUGGCUUAUUCGACUACGUCUGGGUGCAGUUUUAUAACAAUCCUUCCUGUGAUUAUUUGGGGGGUCCUGCUGCUGUUUUGGAUAGUUGGAAUAAAUGGACUAUGGUUCCGAGUAAACAGAUAUUUCUGGGGAUACCAGCUUCUCAAGAAAAAGAAGCAGCUGGGAGUGGAUAUAUAUCAUCUGAUGAUCUGAAAUCGCAGAUUCUUCCGAUUAUCAGCAAGUCUCCAAACUAUGGAGGGGUUAUGCUAUGGGACAGAAGCUUUGACAAGGGUUAUAGUGCAGCUAUUAAGGGCAGUGUUUGAUCUGCACUCGAAGCUCACACGACGUUUUUAAUCUAUAUAGAUCAAUAAGUGAGGCUCUCGCUCUUCUAUAUUGUUGAGUUGAGGCUUUACUCUCAUUUUAUUUUAAUUUCUUUAUAUAAAUAAUGUACUCGUUAGCUUAAUCCAUGACAAUGGAUUAGUAUUCAUUGGCCAACAGAAAUUCUUGAAAAUAAUUCAGAUUCAACGGAGUAUAAGUAGAAAGAGUCAUAUUAGCAAGAUCAAGGAUAAAUAUUUAUGAAAAUGUACACGAACAUCACUGGCAGAAGCACUUUAGGAGUCUAUGCGCUUCUAUUGUGGUUCAAAAAUUUACACUUGCAAUGCUACAGACAGGGCCGACCUCGGACUUGUUAUAUUAAUUUCAGCCUAGCUACGGAGAACGAAUUUUUCAAAAUAAUGUGAGUAAUUUUUCUUUUAUUCUUAUUUGUAAACAUGUAUUAGCAUUACUUGCUUAUGCAUAUGUUAGAUUUCAUAUAAAUUGGAAGAUAGAACUUAUGACUAUGAUUCUAUAUUUUUAAAAUAUUCUACUUACAUAUAUUUUUUAAUUGAAUUGUGUUAAAAAUAAUAUUACUCCAACCCAGAUAGAAAUUAAAUCCUGGGUCCGUCCCCGACUACAACUCAAGCAUGUUCUCUGUCUUUAUACUCCCUUCAAAUCCUGUUACUAGCGCGAGCAAAGUCUGCAAUAGUCUUUUAUUCCCCAAAUCCAUAUCCACCAUUGUUAAAUUUUUUAACAGUAGCGAGAGGAACUAAAUACUUUGUUGCCAUUCAAUCGCUUUGUUUGUCCUCUGAUAACUAAAGAAGAGGUGACUGACUGACUGCUGAGGUUGCUAUCUAUAUUAACUACUGUCAAUAUGUGUAGAACACAUGUUUAAGUUCUAAGUUAACAUAAGCCACUGUGAUGUUGCAGGCCCAUAGGGAAUGUGGCUAUGCGCUUUCACAUUAGGACUAGACAACAGCAGCUAAUAUAGAGAGAGCAACUGCACUUCUGGUCCCAGCGAUGAACAAGCAUCUUGGUUGAGUGAAACUCAUCAGCAGAAUCCUUGAGGAGGCAAAGCAGACUGAUUAGCUAUACUCUUAUGGCUGCUAUUGUAAUUCUCUUCAGUCCAUCUUGUACUGGUUUUAUAUCUAAUUUUAUAUGGUUAACUAUGAGGAAUCCAGUCCCCAGACUCUUGUAUACAGCAAUGCCGGUUAUCAUACUCUGCCAUUUUAAUAACCGGUUUCCUUGUCUUUCAAGUUUCAGAGGACCUUGUAGUUUAAUCUUCAGUAUAUAUGCAGAAACCACAUUCUGGCAGAGAUAGAAGUCAUCAUCAGUACUGCGCCUCAUUGUGCCUGCAAUUCUCCUUUCUUGACUUGCCAGCCAAGAGGGCACGGGUCAUUAAGGUAUAUAAUAACAUAUAAUCACACAAGUUGACCUUAUCAUCUUGAAAGUAAACAUAUGCACAUUAUAUAUGUAUAUUUAUACAACAUUGACAAACAAGGAUUCUAAACCAGCCAGGCUAAACCAAUAGACCCUCUGAUUUCCGGAGAUCAGAACUAAAAGUCAGGGCUUCAAACAGUUCCCUAUUGUUUGUCCAAGUUCAGUCGGGACUAGAGUCUAGGUUAGCUACUAUCUCUACAAGCAAUAACAUCAUAGAGCCUUGGAAAUAUUUCACAACUUGGUGGUCCGGUGGAAAAUAAAGUUUGGAAAUGCUGCAAUAAAGAAAGCCACUAACUUGACUUUAUCGUUUGAAGUUUUUUGUCCUUUGUUCAUCAUAUGAUAAUGUCAACUAUAGGAUAUGUUUGUGGGCGGCUUGUUUCAUUGUCCUAUUACCAAGUCGCAGCAAUCCAUCCUUUCAUAUUCUAAUACACAACUUCAACGCGGCUCAAAUAAAUUUUUAGUACCACAUAACUUCCAACUCUUGUAUAAAUUGACCUCACUACCUCACAACAUUGCACAACCACCGAACAAAAUGCCUCAAUUUCUUCCACUUCUCGCGCUCUUAAUCCUCCCCCUCUUCGGAACCACAGUCUCUGGCACCGGCAUCGCCAUCUACUGGGGCCAGAACGGCAAUGAAGGCAACCUCACACAAACAUGUGCCACCGGAAAAUUCCCCUAUGUCAAUAUAGCCUUCCUCAACAAAUUUGGCAGUGGCCAAACCCCAGAACUCAAUCUUGCAGGCCACUGCAACCCUGCCAGCAACACGUGCACAUCCCUAAGCGAGUCGAUACGCUAUUGUCAGCAAAAAGGCAUCAAGCUGAUGCUAGCUAUUGGCGGCGGUAUUGGAAACUACUCUUUAGCUUCCAAGGCCGACGCAAAAAUUGUCGCCAAAUAUCUAUGGAACACUUUCUUAGGCGGAAAGUCGAACUUGAGACCUCUGGGUGACGCCAGUCUGGACGGUAUCGACUUCGAUAUCGAACUCGGCUCGGUAAAUUAUUACGAAGAUCUCGUAAAAUAUUUAGUUGCUUAUGGUAAGAAAGGCAGAAAAGUGUACAUAACAGGUGCACCACAAUGUCCAUAUCCUGAUGCACAUCUUGGAAAGGCAAUUAGUACAGGAUUAUUCGAUUAUAUUUGGGUACAAUUUUACAAUAAUCCUCCUUGUCAGUAUACUUCUGGAAGUACUGACAAUAUUUUAAAUUCAUGGGCCAAAUGGACCACCACUGUGAAGGCUGGAAAAAUAUUCUUGGGCCUGCCUGCAGCAGCCAAGGCUGCCGGAAGCGGGUUUAUUCCGGCGGAUGUGCUGAGUUCUCAGAUUUUACCGGUGAUCAAGAAGUCGCCUAAGUAUGGUGGUGUAAUGUUGUGGUCUAAAUAUUGGGAUGAUCAGAGUGGAUAUAGUGACUCAAUUUUGAGUAGUCUGUGAGAAUUUGUAUUACUAUAAGCUAAGCUGAAUUUGCAAUGUCGAAUUCAUGAAAUCUCGGGAUGACUGAGAAUCGAAAUAAUUAAUAGAGGUGUACUCUUUACCUUUUCUAAAUUCAUCGAUAAACGAUAUUUUUCACGAA
Daucus carota subsp. sativus is the source of this 4240-nucleotide messenger RNA. Its product is annotated as acidic endochitinase SE2. The transcript has 2 exons. Lineage: Eukaryota; Viridiplantae; Streptophyta; Magnoliopsida; Apiales; Apiaceae. The record is from RefSeq and is a predicted model, not a curated record. Gene Ontology annotation, biological process: carbohydrate metabolic process. Gene Ontology annotation, cellular component: extracellular region. Gene Ontology annotation, molecular function: chitinase activity. Bases 359 to 1249 code for a protein of 296 amino acids.